Messenger RNA from Acipenser ruthenus (sterlet), 12689 nucleotides. RefSeq names its product insulin-like growth factor 1 receptor. The transcript is spliced from 21 exons. Lineage: Eukaryota; Metazoa; Chordata; Actinopteri; Acipenseriformes; Acipenseridae. The coding region runs from base 1087 to 5283 and encodes 1398 amino acids. Gene Ontology annotation, molecular function: ATP binding; insulin receptor substrate binding; phosphatidylinositol 3-kinase binding. Gene Ontology annotation, cellular component: insulin receptor complex; axon; membrane. Gene Ontology annotation, biological process: insulin-like growth factor receptor signaling pathway; glucose homeostasis; positive regulation of phosphatidylinositol 3-kinase/protein kinase B signal transduction. The record is from RefSeq and is a predicted model, not a curated record.
CCACUUGAAAAGUCCGCUCCAUUUGCACGGACUUCAUAUGGGAAUCCACGCCAGUUUUUUCCAGUCUCCCGGCUUAGUGUGUGUGAGUGAAACGAGGCUCUUGUUGUUUACAGCGUAGACUCGACUGAGCCCCGGAGACAGACAUCGAGGCAGGAUUUCACACGGGCACAAAGUGGUGUUGCAGAGACCAUUACAAGACCUAUAAAGAGCUCUUUCUACUACAAUAACUCUGCUUUUCUCCACAAUUGCAUUUUUUUUAACCAAAACUGUGCCCUUAGUACUACAUACACACACCAUUCUGGAACACGUUCCCAGGAAAAACUAAAGGGAACUGAAAAAGGGGAAGGAGAGACGGACCGGGCAAAGCGAGCGAGCGAGAAGGGGAUGCAGCUGAACCGUUUUCGUGCCGCUGCUGCUAGUGGCGGAUAUUUUGGAAAGAGCACCACUAUCUCUGCGGCUAGAAACCGAGGCUAGUAAGAGAGGAAAGAGAGUUUGCAUUUUCAUUCAUUGUAUAAAUUCCAGUGUUCAUGCAGUACGCACCGAGUCUGCAUUCGGAUUUGAAGUGUGUUUUUUUUUUUUUGGUACACAUUUGCUGAAUUCCGUUUUGUACGCACCGGGAGAUCUCCGUUGCGGGUUCGUUUUUAUCUCUAAAUAUAUCGUGCGUGACUCUGUGUCGGUGUGCGUGUGUUUCCCCUCUGCGCUCUCUCAAAUGGAGGUCGAAGAUGCUGAAUGUUACCAGCAGGACGAAUGCGGCACUUUGUGUUUUGUGUUAGGCUUCACAGCGUCUUUGUAUAAUUGGCAAGCCUAACGAAAUAUUUCCGUUUUUUUUAUUUAUUUAAUUUUUUUUUUUUGGGGGGGGGAAACACUUACUGAAACAUUAAACAACCGAGUAAGAGAAAACAAAGCUCUCUGUCUGGAUUAAGUUUUUUUUUUCUUGUUAAACAAACCGAGGAGUAUUUCUCGUUUUUUUGCGGUUUUUGUUUACGCCGAAGGAAUACAUUUGUGUGGGUUUUCUUGGGGGGGAGGGAGGGGAGGAGGACAGUAACAUUUGUUUUCAUUCAAAUUAUUUUUGGAUUAAUAAGAGGAAUGACUUCUGGAGCCGGACGUGAGCCCUUGACCUUGUUUUGGGGUCUUCUGCUGUCAGUCUGUGUGAUAUGUCUGUGCCCCGCUAAUGGAGAGAUCUGCGGCCCGAGCAUUGACAUCCGGAAUGACAUCCAUGAGCUGAAGCGCCUGGAGAACUGCACGGUGAUCGAGGGCUACCUGCAGAUCCUGCUCAUCUCCACGGCCAAGGCAGAGGACUUCCGGGGGCUGCGCUUCCCCAAGCUGACUCUCAUCACAGACUACCUGCUGCUGUUCCGCGUCUCGGGGCUGGAGAGCCUACGGGACCUCUUCCCCAACCUGACCGUGAUCCGCGGCCGCAUCCUCUUCUACAACUAUGCCCUGGUCAUCUUCGAGAUGACCAACCUGAAGGACAUCGGCCUCUACAACCUGCGCAACGUCACCAGGGGCUCCAUCCGCAUCGAGAAGAACCCCGACCUGUGCUACCUGGACACAGUGGACUGGUCCCUCAUCCUGGACGCCGACUACAACAACUACAUCUCCGGGAACAAGCAGAGUAAGGAGUGCGGAGACGUGUGCCCCGGCAUCAUGGAGGACAACCCACUGUGCACCAAGACCAACUUCAACAACAACUACAACUACCGCUGCUGGACCUCCAACCACUGCCAGAAAGUUUGCCCGGAGGAGUGUGAGAAGCGGGCGUGCAUGGACUCCAAGUGCUGUCACCCGGAGUGCCUGGGGAGCUGCACGGUGCCCAGCAACGACACGGCAUGCAUGGCCUGCCUCCACUACUACCAUGAGGGCCGCUGCGUGCCCAACUGCCCGCCCGACACGUACAAGUUCGAGGGCUGGCGUUGCGUCAGCAAGGACUUCUGCGCCAAGGUGCCCGGCGCCGACCCCAGCGAAUUCGAGAAGUUCGUCAUCCACAACGGGGAGUGCGUGCAGGAGUGUCCCUCUGGGCUGAUGCGCAACGAGAGUCAGAGCAUGUUCUGCAGCCCCUGCGACGGGCCCUGCCACAAGAUCUGCGACUCCAGCACCAUCGACUCCGUGGACACGGCCCAGUCCCUCAAGGGCUGCACUGUCAUCGGGGGGAACCUGGUUAUCAACAUCCGCCGCGGCAAUAACAUUGCUUCGGAGCUGGAGAGCUUCAUGGGGCUGAUCGAGACGGUGACGGGCUUCGUGAAAAUCCGCCACUCUCACGGACUGACCUCGCUGUCCUUUCUGAAGAGCCUGCGGUACAUCAAUGGGGAGCAGCGGCUGGAAGGGAACUACUCCUUCUAUGUGCUGGACAACCAGAACCUGCAGCAGCUGUGGGAUUGGGACCGGCACAACCUGACCAUCAGAGAAGGGAAGAUGUACUUCGCCUUCAACCCCAAGCUGUGCCUGUCCGAGAUCUACAAGAUGGAGGAGGCGUCGGGGACAAGGGGGCGGCAGGGCAAGGGGGACCUGAACCCCCGAAACAACGGAGAGAGAGCUUCCUGUGGGAGCUACAUCCUCAAGUUCAAGUCCAACAGCACCAUGAAGAACAAGAUCAAGCUGACCUGGGAGAGGUACCGCCCCCCAGACUACAGAGACCUCAUCAGCUUCAUAGUCUACUACAAGGAGGCGCCGGUCCGGAACAUCAAGGAGUACGAGGGGCAGGACGGCUGCGGCUCCAACAGCUGGAAUAUGGUGGACGUGGAUCUGCCCCAGGAAAAGGACAAGGACCCCGGCAUCCUGCUGGCCGGCCUCAAGCCCUGGACCCAGUACGCCAUCUUCGUCAAGGCCAUCACCCUGACCACCACGGAGGAAGGGCUCGUCCAUGGAGCCAAGAGCGAGGUGGUCUACAUCCGCACCAGCCCCUCAGUGCCUUCGGUCCCGGCGGAUGUGCGCUCGUAUUCCAACUCUUCAUCGAAGCUCCUGGUGAAGUGGUCGACCCCCACCCACCCCAACGGAAACUUCACCUACUACCUGCUCCGCUGGCAGCAGCAGCCCGAGGACAAGGAGCUGUACCUGCACAACUACUGCUCCAAAGAACUGAAGAUUCCCAUCCGGAUUCCGGCGACGGGGGCCAUCGACCCUGACGAGGACACGAACCCCGCGAAGACGGAGCCGGGAGGGGGGGACAAGGGCCCGUGCUGCCCCUGUCCCAAGACCGAGGCCGAGAUCAAGGCAGAGGCUGAGGACGCCUCCUACCGCAAAGUCUUCGAGAACUUCCUGCACAACUCCAUCUUCGUGCCCCGGCCCUUGGACCGCAGGCGGAGGGAGGUGUUUGCCAUGGCCAAUGCCAGCUUCCCGAGGGGCAGCAGCAACAACACGGGGCAGGAUCUGGGUGCCAACGUCACAGGAUCGGAGAAGGCGGAGCGCGAGUACCCCUUCCACGACACCACAGUGAAUGGCAAGGAGUGGACAGAGAUCUCACACCUGCAGCACUUCACCGUCUACCGCAUCGACAUCCACGCCUGCAACCACGAGGUUGGGCAGGGCUGCAGCGCGGCGAACUUCGUCUUCGCACGCACCAAGCCGGCAGAAAAAGUGGAUGACAUUCCGGGACCAGUGACGUGGGAGAAGUUGGAGGACAGCAGCAUCCACCUGAAGUGGACGGAGCCGCUCAAUCCCAACGGACUGAUCCUGAUGUAUGAGAUUAAAUACCGGCAGAGUGCAGAGCUGGAGAAGCACGAGUGUGUGUCCCGGCAGCACUACAGGGAUCACAGAGGAGCCCGGCUGACCCGCCUGGGCCCAGGGAACUACUCCGCCCGGGUCAGAGCCACCUCCCUGGCUGGGAACGGCUCCUGGACUGAGGCUGUGUCCUUCUACGUACAGGCAAAACCCCCGGAGUAUGAGAACGCACUGUAUCUGAUGAUCAUCAUCCCCAUCAUUGUGUUCCUGAUCAUCACGGGGCUGGUUGUCGCUCUCUACGUCGUUAAUAAGAAGAGGAACAGCGACCGGCUGGGGAAUGGGGUGCUUUACGCCUCUGUCAACCCGGAGUACUUCAGUGCUGCAGAAAUGUACGUGCCGGACGAGUGGGAGGUCCUGCGGGAGAAGAUAACCAUGUGCCGUGAGCUGGGCCAGGGCUCCUUCGGCAUGGUGUAUGAGGGCAUCGCCAAGGGCGUGGUGAAGGACGAGCCGGAGACGCGUGUGGCCAUCAAGACGGUCAACGAGUCGGCCAGCAUGCGGGAGCGCAUAGAGUUCCUGAACGAGGCGUCCGUCAUGAAGGAGUUCAACUGCCACCAUGUGGUUCGUCUCCUGGGAGUGGUGUCCCAAGGCCAGCCCACUCUGGUCAUCAUGGAGCUGAUGACCCGCGGAGACCUCAAGAGCUACCUACGCUCGCUGCGCUCCGAAGCCGAGAAGAACAUGGGCCAGCCCCUGCCCCCCCUGAAGAAGAUGAUCCAGAUGACGGGGGAGAUCGCCGACGGCAUGUCGUACCUCAACGCCAACAAGUUUGUGCACCGGGACCUGGCGGCCAGGAACUGCAUGGUGGCCGAGGACUUCACCGUGAAGAUCGGAGACUUCGGCAUGACGAGGGAUAUCUACGAGACGGAUUAUUACCGCAAGGGAGGGAAGGGGCUGCUGCCGGUGCGCUGGAUGUCCCCCGAGUCCCUCAAAGAUGGAGUGUUCACGACGAACUCUGACGUGUGGUCGUUCGGGGUGGUGCUGUGGGAGAUCGCCACGCUGGCAGAGCAGCCAUACCAGGGCAUGUCCAAUGAGCAGGUCCUGCGCUUCGUCAUGGAAGGAGGGCUGCUGGACAAGCCAGACAACUGCCCGGACAUGCUGUUCGAGCUGAUGCGGAUGUGCUGGCAGUACAACCCCAAGAUGAGACCCUCCUUCCUGGAGAUCAUCAACGGCAUCAAGGAGGAGCUGGAGCCGCCCUUCCAAGAGACCUCCUUCUACUACAGUGAGGAGAACAAGCCCCCCGACAUGGAGGAGCUGGAUCUGGACACAGAGAACAUGGAGAACAUGCCCCUGGACCCCUCCUCCAGCCUGCAGCCCUCAUCGGCGUGCCCCCUCCCGCAGCAGCAGCAACAGCAGCAGCCCCCCGCCCCCUCGGCCCCUCAGGGAGGCCUCGCUCCCUCCUCGGUCUCCUCAGCCCUCACGCUCGACAAGCACCCCGGACACAAUGCGGCGGCCAACGGGCCCAUGCUGGUGCUGAGGGGCAGCUUCGACGAGGCACAGCCGUACGCUCACAUGAACGGGGGCCGCAAGAACGAGCGUGCCCUGCCGCUGCCGCAGUCCUCCGCCUGCUGAUCCACCCACACACCACCACAACAACAACAACAACAACAAGCCACACAGAGGAGGCGGAGGAGGAGGAACGGGGAGAGGAGAGAGGGAAAGGGCGGUGAUUAUAAACAAACAGACCGACAAGAGCCGACUGUACCUCAGUGGAUUUUUCAUUUUUCUAUAGUCGUUGUUGUUGCUAUUAUUAUUAUUAUUAUUAUUAUUAUUAUUAUUAUUAUUAUUAUUAUUAUUAUUAACAAUAAUUAUAUUUGGAUAGAAAUUAAAAAAAAAAAAAAAAAAUUGCUGCACGGUGGAGACGGGAAGGUGAUUGGCACCUUGGUUUUUUUGUGUUUUUGGGGGAGUGGGAUUUAUUUAAUAAGAGAGAAAAACACUCCUCAGAGCCCCUGUGCUGCUGCUGUGGUGGGCUUGUUGGAAACUUUUUGCAAGGUUUAAAAAAACAAAAAAAACAAUUUAAUUAAAAAAAAAAUUGUGUGUGUGUAUAUAUACAUAUAUAUACACACUAAUUAAAAAGAGACAAAUAUGGUGAACAUAUCUGCCAGCGAAUCCAACAGAAAAGCACUUUGUUUUAGUUUUUUUGGGAGAGGGGCUGAUCCCAGGUUCUAUUGGAAACAUCCCCUCCCUCUCUCUCUCUCUCCCCCCUCUCCCUCCCCCUCUAUCUCCCUCUCUCUCCCUCCCUGUCUCUCUCUCCCCCUCUCCCUCUCGCUCUCGCUCUCGCUGUCCCCCCCCAUCUGGAACACUCUAUCGACAAGUUAUUUAUUUUGGGGCGUGGCGGGGGGUUCUGGAUUAAAGAUGUCUUCAUAUCGGUUUUCCUCAACGUGUGACUAGAACUUCUGCUUUGUUUAUUCCGGAGUUAUGGGAGGGUGGGUCAGGGACUUCUGUCAAAUCUUCCCAGUUUUUGCCAAAAUUGAACUUUUAUGUUGGUUCCUUUUCUCUCUCUCCCCCCCCCCCCCCCCCCGCCUCACUCGUUUUGGUUUGUUUUUUCACAUUACAAUGAACACAAAGGAUUUUAAAGGUCUGUUGUUCCACUGCGCAUUUCAUCCAAGUUUUUCUUUGUCAAGAGGAAGAAUGGAAAGCAUACUAGAAAAAAACCUGCUGCUUCACGAAAGCAAAAAAAAAAAGGACCCUACGCCAAAAAAAUAAAUACCGCAAACAGGAAAAAACAGGAAGGGAUGGAUUUUAAAGAAACAGGAAAACCAUGACGCAACAACCAAGCAAACACACUACAGCCUCACAACGUGGCAGGAGGUAAGAAAGGCACUUGAUUCUCCAGGUAUUCAAAGACUUCUCAAGAAUAUCUCUUCGCUCAACAAGAUUUGAACAUUUCUAACUUUAACAAAGGUCUUACAGUUGUAUGUUAGACCACGGAUCAUUUGCAUACAUCGUUUUUUUGUGUCACUUUUAUAACUUUUUUACAGUUCAGAUGUUCAUCUAAAUGUCUGUACAAACAGAAGCUGCUAUUUUAUUAUUUUUCCUAUGUGGAUGUAAUCUAUGAAAGCCUUCAGGUUUAACCCUCUGCAGCCCCGUUCUUAUGCUUUGUACUGUAGCGGGAAAAAAAAAAAGGUUAAAAAAAAAACAAAAAAAAAACAUAAAAAAAAACACUCAGAAAAAAAGGUUUAUUUUUUAAUUGCUUUAGGUUUUUCUUCUCCCUCUUUAUCCCUGAAAGGUUCAUCUGUUUUUGCCACAAAUUCUCCAAUGCCUUCUAUUUUUUUAACGGAUACAUUUCCUGAUUAUUAUUAUUAUUAUUAUUAUUAUUAUUAUUAUUAUUAUUAUUACUAAUAAUAAUAAAUAAUGAUAAAUAUUAUUAUUAUUAUUAUUAUUAUUAUUAUUAUUAUUAUUAUGGUUGUUAUUUUCUUAUGGACACCUUAGCUCCACGUGUGAGCGCUCGCUAGUGCCGCCCUUGUGUCGGUAGCUUGCAUUGCGAUUGGCAGCAUCAGCGCCCCUGUUAGCUGUGCAGGAUUCAAACUCAGGUCAAUAGAACGGUUUUACUAUUUUCAGACAUUCUCAAUAUUGUCCGCUAUAUAAGUUAUUUUCUUUCUUUUUUUCUUAUUGUUUCUUUCUCCCCCUCCCUCUGACCAGCCCCUUUACAGCAGAUGUUUUAUUGUGUUGUUGUUGUUAUUGUUGUUAUUAUUAUUAUUAUUAUUAUUAUUAUUAUUAUUAUUAUUAUUAUUGGGUACAAUAAGUGAUGAUUUGGCUGUGGCCUCUAGAUUUGAAGCGUGCUUCGUUAUUUUAAUUUGUUUUCUAUAAACUUUCAUGCUGAUAUUUUAACCCAUCCUUCACCAAAGAAACAAAAGCUUUUUUUUUUUCUGAUAGCGUAGUUGAGUUUGGCCAGUUGGGACCCCCUCCCCAUCCCCCAUGACACAAGGAAACAAAGGAAGAAAGGACCCUAAUGCACGCCCCAGCAGGAAACCCCAGCAGAACCAGCGCCUUGGGUAUUAUUAUUAUUGGAUCACUGGCUUCAGAGCUUUUACAGUCAAACCGAAACGAGUUCCUGUGCCCCUUUUAUCAUUUGCAGUCUUGGGUGUGUAGUUUGUUUGACUGUUUGCAUACGUCUUAGUAGGAAGGGUUAAAUAUCAGUGCAUAUGAUUGUGUUGUUUUUUUGUUGUUGCUUUCAGCAAACAUUUCAGUAUAGUAGUGGUUUUGAUGUAAGAUUCAGUUUGUAGUGGCUUCUCUGGUCCAAGUCUCUGUCCUGCAUGCUGUAGAACUGUCUCAUCGUGGGUUUCUAGGUUUCUUUUUUUCCUAAGAAGGUAUUCUAUUCUUUGUAGGAUCUUUUUAUUCAGUUAAAAUCACUGUAUAACUCACACCAUGAAUUCUAGUACCGAGUUGUUUGUUUCUUUUUGGUUUAAUUAUCAGGUGACCACCUUCUUCUUCUUCUUCUUCUUCUUCUUCUUAUUUUUCAAACAUUUAUCUACCUCAUUCUUUUUAUGCGUAUAAAAUGAAAAUACAUCUCGGCUGCCUGACGGGACAAUAUUACCGUUCUCUACAUCCGGGUAAACCUCAUUAAUACUACAAACCACAAACUCAAGUGUGGGAGAGGAGGGGAGCUGUCUUACAGGGGAGCUCUAAACCUGUUCUCAAAGACACGAAUGCAGAGACCGGGGGAGGGAGACUAGUCCUGCAUUCCACUCUCUGUUGUGGUCUGUAUAGAAAGUGUUACUGGAAAUCAAGGGAUGGGAUAACGCACUCCACUGUGGGGCGACAAGGGGGAAGUGAUACAAAUCAAAGAGCUGCAGUGCGUUUUAAAUCCAUUAUCAUUGUGAGCAAGUUUAGCAUCUAGAGACGUUUGUGUGUGUGUUGGAUUUAAAGAAGGAGCCUGAAUGUUCAAGUGCAAUGUCUUUUGGUUUUUAUUUAACCAGUUAUAACCUCCACUACAGAUAUCUCCCCUCCACUUCUUUACACAUUGAUUUCCACAACCAGAGAUCCUCAGAUCAUACAGCUGGCUAAAACUGUCUCAUUAUUAUUAUUAUUAUUAUUAUUAUUAUUAUUAUUAUUAUUAUUAUUAUUAUUAUUCUAAGAAGAAACGUGUUAUUGUACCGUUAUAUAGAUGGGUUAAAAACCCAACCCCCCAUGAGAACGCUGUGUGUCUGUCUUUGAUAUCUGUGCAACACCGAUGGGAACACAGUUGAAUUCAGCACUGUGUAGAUGUUGGAUAGAUGAAUAGGUUCAUUGAAGUCAUUAGGCUAGCUCAGGACCCAAUGGCUCUGUGUAGACUGGUCACUAUCACCCACAGACUGGUUCAUUGAAUUCAUUAGGCUAGCUCAGGACCCAAUGGCUUUCAAGUCUCCUGCAGCAGAUCAGUUGCAUCUGCAGACCAAGGGCUUUUGACAGGGCCUGCUCUGGCAAGCCUUGCGCAUUGCCCACGAGGAGUGCCUCUUAUCAGUGUAUUCAGGAAGGGUUUUGGUCCUGAAGUUAGUGUGUGGAAGUUCAGUCAUGCAGAGGUGUUGCAAAGGGCAUCAGGAAGCAGAGACAGAUCAAGUGGUGGGGGAAGUCACUGACAGCCUGGUCUCUCACUCUGCUUCAAGCCAAGGCUGAUGCCACCGAGCGCUUCGUGUUUUAUUGGAGAACUCUGGGGACUUUUAAUAAUAAUAAAAAUAAUAAUAAUAAUAAUAAUCAUAAUACUCAUAAUAAUAAUCAUAAUGAUGAGGGAAAGAAUUGCUAGCAGUAGUGUAUGUCCCACUGACUGAUUCAGACGCACAUUCAUAUUUUGAUCUCUAGUAAGUGAUCAGGAAAGUGAGUUGGGUUUGUGGCCUGGCCUUCCACGAGACUCUUCAGAAGAGGUGAAGAAUUCUCUUUCUCUGCUGCUGCUGCUUCAGAUGGCGCUGCUUUGAAGAGUUUUGUCAUGCACCAGGAAUGCAAACUGGAACGUACUUAAAGGGACAGACCCUUUCCGGAACAAUUAAGAACAGCCCCAGGGAAUUGGGAAAUAAGUAUAGCGAUUGGAAAUUUGGGUUGAUGCUCUAGUGGCACAAAGCUCGGCAGAAGUGCUUCUCAUAACGAGAUAUGUGAGGUGAGCUGAUCACUGUUCUACCAAGGCUCUGUGCUUGGUGGGUGUUGGGGCUCAAAGUGCUUCUCAUAAAGAGAUAUGUGAGGUGAGCUGAUCACUGUUCUACCAAGGCUCUGUGCUUGGUGGGUGUUGGGGCUCAAAGUGCUUCUCAUAACGAGAUAUGUGAGGUGAGCUGAUCACUGUUCUACCAAGGCUCUGUGCUUGGUGGGUGUUGGGUCUCGUAAUCUUUUGUCUUUUUGUUUUAUUAAAAACACAAACCUGUACGUUGAUGUCAGUGCUUAUUUCUUCGCUUUCGUUAGUGAUGAGGUGGAGAUAACCUAGACCUUCAGUCCAUUGCUGCUGUUCAUGUGAUGAAACUGCCAUGGUUUACAAGAUACAAGUGCUGCCUGAUUUCUCUGUCACAAACACACACAUACAAAAACAGGACAGUCAUGUCCGGUAGAUUACGGGUAGUCAGAUGACAAUAACAAAAACGGUUUACAAAUACAUUUAGUGCAAUUUUAGUAUUUACAAAAAAUAGUUAUCAGUGCAUUAGGGACCUGGAGGUGGACUUUUCUUUUUUCUUUUCAGAAAGGUGUAUGUGUAACACCUCACUUCGUUACGCCUAAAGAACGCAUUGCAAUCGUGGGCUUCAAGGUUACAGGUUUCAUUUCCAGGCACCAGUGUAUUAUCCUUAUUACAUCUGGCAUUCCUACAUGCUAGAAAAAAAAGGGGGGGGACACGAGACGAGACCUUGAUCUGCUGAAACAAACGUGUGUGUAGAUAUACAUGUACAUGUAUAGAUAUACAUACAUAUACCUGUGUGUGUGUGUGUCUCUAUAUAUAUAUAUAUAUAUAUAUAUAUAUAUAUAUAUAUAUAUAUAUAUAUAUGUGUGUGUGUUUAUAACUGUUCCAUUUGUGUCGCUACCACAACUCUUGUUUUUGUGUCACUCCGUUGAGAUGUCAAGGGUCUAAUGGUUUGGUUAUAGCCAGUUCUGUAUCUGAUGUGUCCUGGUUUUUGUCAAAACCAACCACCUCCAGUUCGGGAGGGGGGGCUCACAUCUUUGCUUGUCAUUUCUCUUGCUGUACAGUCGUAGAUAGAAGAUGGUUAUUUCUUUUUAAGGAUGAACCCCAAUUGGUUCUUGUUGGUUGGUAUGUGGGUGCCUGUGUUUGAGACAGCCAGUGCUUUACAGUCUGGUGGGAGCUGACACCCAAUCACAAACAUUGCUGCACAGCUCCUGGUCUCUGAUUGGACACCCAAUCACAAACAUUGCUGCACAGCUCCUCCUGGUCUCUGAUUGGACACCCAUUCACAAACAUUGCUGCACAGCUCCUGGUCUCUGAUUGGACACCCAAUCACAAACAUUGCUGCACAGCUCCUCCUGGUCUCUGAUUGGACACCCAAUCACAAACAUUGCUACAUUGCAUUCUUUGUUAUAAUUUGCUGCCUAUGUACCAGCGCAUCACCUCUGAGAUUUUAAAAAGAAAAUACCACCCAAGACCAGACACAUGGAGGCGAGAGUAUCAGUCUCAACUGUGCAGCUACAGGUACCCCAAACUCAUUGUGUAUAUACAGUAAUCUUUUUUUAUUCUUUUUUUUUGGAGGGGCGGGGAGGGGGGGCAGGGAGUAAACCGCAAACGUUUGGGUUUCUUCCGAAUGGAUCGGCCAGAGAAACGCUCUACAAAAGGGGCAAGGCUGAGGGCACCCAGUGGUGAAAUUGGAAAGAAUAUUAUAAAUAUUUUACAAAGGGGCUGGCACCUCAACAAGGCAACGAAAUACAAGCACUUAGAAAAAGAGUAUUCCAGAGGCAUGAGAACUAGCGCCUCUGUGUUCCACUGCGAUAUACCCACCCGCUUAAGCCUCUCUAUUUAAUUUCAGUUUUUUGGCCAAAGCCGACUGCUCCACCAUCUCUAGAGCAGUGUGAAAUAAGCAAUACUUCUGUCACUUUGUGGCUCACUCAGAACCAUGUACAGUUAACCGGGGGUGUGUAUAUCUGUGUAUAUAAAACACAGGGUAAUCAAUACAGUCACAACCCAUGAGAGCCUUCCUGACCCUACUGGACCAGGAAACAACCCCCCGAAACAUUGGACACAAACUCUCUCCUUUCGUUUUCUUUGUGCAGCACAUUAAUCACUAGCACAGCGACUUUGAAAGUAAAAAGAUAGAACCAUUCAAAAAGAAAUGACUUUGAUUUGGUAUGCAGACUUUCCAAAAACCCCAAACAUGACCAUUUAAAGCAAGACAGGAAGCAUUAAGCUCACUUGUCUGUAGCCGUCUGCUUGCUUUUUAUAUUGUUCUAAUGCAGUGGUAACUGGAUUUGAGGUGCUUGUUUUCACCCAGUCCAUUGACAAGCCAGUAUAAUCUCUACUGUAUAAACAAUGCUUUGACUCCCUAAGAAAAGGGAAGUGAAAUUUGACUUUUGUGUUGCACAUACUGUUUCUUUAUUAGGUGCCAGUUCUUCUAGAGGGUUCCAUGUAUGUGUAUACAUUUGUUUGUGUGUGUAUUUACACACACACACACAAAUAUCACUUGUUUUCUUUGAUUUUACCACUGGAAAACCUUAUGGAUCUGACUUAUUGCAAACCGUACACUUUCCAUUUUUUUCUUGUUCAUAAAUAAAUAAAGAGCAAGAUGGCCAAUUUGUUUCAUACAAAUGACGACUUUGCUGUGUGUAAAUUAUUCAUACAUAUUCCUGUGUUUAUAUUAAAAACAUGAUUCAGUAGAUGAUUGAACGUUUUUUUUGUAUAUUCUGUUGUAAGAAUUGAUUUCUGUUUUAUAUUCUGGAUUCUUUACAUUUUAUGGGGGGGUUAAAAAUCAAACACACUUUUGAACGGCUGAAGAGGAUUUUAGUUUCUCUUGCUCUUGCUUUUUUUUCUAGUAGUUGCAGUACUACAAGAUUUAAGUUAAAUAAAAAUAAUUCUGUAUGCAAAA